Molecule: messenger RNA, 4950 nt
Organism: Liolophura sinensis
Lineage: Eukaryota; Metazoa; Mollusca; Polyplacophora; Chitonida; Chitonidae
Product: plasminogen receptor (KT)-like
Exons: 5
Coding region: 182-640 (152 amino acids)
Biological process (GO): positive regulation of plasminogen activation
Cellular component (GO): plasma membrane
Source: RefSeq, a predicted model, not a curated record
GAAAACUUGGUUACAAACUUUUUUGACUGAUUUGGACCUCCGACAGCUACAUCUAUAUCACCUCUGAUACUUCGCUAUGACUUACCACAGGCUGACAUCACUGUAACUUGGUGUAAAAAUUGUAAAAGUGGGAAAGCUGUAAAUUAACUUGCUAAAAAGAAAACCACAAAAGUGUGUCAAGAUGGGGUCGAUUGUGGGAAAAGCCAUGGAUGAAAACAUGAAGAAAAACCAGCAAUUCAUGAUGAAAAACCAAGAAAUUAUGCUGGUCAGACAAAUCCACAUGCAGAACCAGAUGAGGCAGAGAAUGGCGGCAAUGCAGAUGGCAAGAGCCAGGGAUAUGUUUCAGUGGUUUGGGGCCUUUUACGCAGUGUUUGCUCCAAUAGCUAUAGCAGGGGCAAAGAGGAACAAAGGCCUACUUGCACCUCUGCUUCCCUUAACAUUUAUAUUGGGAUAUCAGUAUGAUCUGGCCUAUGGAUCCAAAAUGCAAAGAAUGAGAGCUGAGGCGGACCGCAUCAUGGAUGACGAGAAGUGGCUGCUGGACCUUCCUCAUGGCCUCCCAAACCUAGGCGCUAUCGAAGCAGCAAGAAUCAAACAGCAGGAAGAGGACAGAUUGAACAGACCGAAUGAUAUAUUUCUUUGAUGAAUAAAUGCUGCUCUUGUUGGAGUGUGGAAAGGAUCUUAAUGAAGUUAGAUGGUAGGCCUCCAGAAUUUAUACUUGUGGUUAUAAUAACUAUCCAGUCAAUCCCAUUUCUGUUUACUUUUUAUAGAUCUCAGCAGACAUUUUUUUAUGCAUAAAGGUGUGCUACAUAUUUUGUUUUCAUCAAAUUAAGAAAUUUUUUAUACUUUUACAAUAUUUGCUGUAGGCUCCCAUAUUAGAUGUACAUUCACUGUGUAGAAGAGCGCUUCCUGAUGUUUACCCCUGAAAUUUACUAGUAGCUGCAUGUAAAUUUUGCGCACUGCCAGUAUAUGUACAUUUCUUUAUGAAGUUUGGGAAUUGUGAUGCUAUUAUUGAAUCAAUUAUUGCAUAAUGACAUCUCCAGAUUGUUAUUAUUAAGGGGCCUGUACAACAUUGCGCGCACAAUGCACCCUCACUGUCAUGUACUGAUGAUAAGCACAGUAAGUCUUCAACCUUUCCAAUGUUGGUAAGGUGUUUAUUCAAGCAAAUUCUGGGCGCAUUAUUCUGUGAAGACUGAUAAAAUUACUGUAUACUUUUAGUGAAGCCCUGAAAUUGGCCUAUCCAACCAAUGCAGUUUUGUCUCUAAAAUCAACUUAAAACGUGCAUAAAUUGCACUCAGAGUUGCUCUUUCAUAUGCGAAAAGGUUGAGGAAUCAGAAUAGACCUUGUAUGGUACCUCUUUAUGAAAUUUGGACAUUGAACAAAAUUUUGUUCAUGUAAGUAGUAACAAUAUCAUUUUGUCCCAUAAGUCAAAUUUAAAAGGUGCAUUUCUGACACUCUUGCCCUUUCUUAAUUGGAAAGGUUGAGAAAUUAGAGUAGAUGAUUUUCCUGGAACUCCAGUGCUGAAAAUAACCUGAAUUUGGGCAUACAUAAGUUUGUUACAUUGAAUAUCAGUUAGACAUGUCUUCAAAGCGUAGUAAUUACAUAUUAAGAUCUGUAAAUUUAUUAGGUAUGUGAUUUCAAGGAUAAUAUACAGUAUUAGGUGUCAGUGCUAAUCAUGUAAUUUCGGAGAUUUUGACGCAACAGGGGGACAGCCAGGAGUCUUAGGCAUUGUUGUUUUGUGAAGGUUUGACCUUGUUUAACCCGAGAAUUUAACAUAAAUUUUUGUGUUUUUUCUUUUUUUUUCAGUUUUCAUUAGUAUCAGUUAUAAAUGUGGUCAGAUAAGUUUAUUGCUUUUGUUUUUAGUUAGAGUCUGAAACUGAAUCUGGAGUGGCCCAAUUAAACCAGCCCUAGCAUGCAUUUUGAGGCACAGGAGAGAAUUAUACCCACAAGUAUCAUAGUUUGUGUGUAUUUUAGCAAGAUUUCAUUAUGUUUGCACUUUAUAAAGUUUGUUGAAGGACAUGAUUGAACAGAUCAAAGCAAUAAUUGCCAUUACUAUUUACAGUGACUAGCCAUGUAAAACUGCCCUGAAAACCUUGCACACAUUUACCAAGUCACACCCAAGCAGAACUUACCAGUCUUGUUUCUGUUUUACUCUGGGAUGACAGUUUUUGUACAGUUUAAUCAGUUAGUCUUUGUACCUUGUAUCAUGUAACUGUACAGUUUGUUGGUAAGUUUAAAGUGUUUAGGAGGUUGGCAUGCUGUGGCUUAUAGGUAAUGAUGGAUAUUAAGGUUUUUUUCACUUGUUGAAUAUCAGUAUAUCAGGUUAAUAUCAAGUUGUUAAUGAUUAUAACUGUAUAAAAGACAAAUUGUACCUUAUUUCCAAUAGGAGUCAGUCUUCAAAUCAGAUUAUAAUUACCCAUACAUAUGUGAAAAAUGUGACUUUCUUGAAUAUCUGUGCAUUAUCAAAUUGGAUGGUAUAGAUUAUAUAAUAUUUGGAUAUAAGUACUUUUUCAAAUUGGAUGGAAUACAUUAUACAUUUGGAUAUCUCUGUAUCAUCAAUUGGACGGAAUAGAUUAUACAUGUUUGGAUAUCUGUGCAUCAUCAAAUUGGAUGGAAUAGAUUAUACAUUUGGAUAUCUGUGUAUCAUCGAUUGGAUGGAAUAGAUUAUACAUGUUUGGAUAUAGGUGUAUCAUCAAAUAAUGGUCACUCAUGUUUUAAUGUGUCCAUGUGUAAAUUUCCUGAUGUAUUUGUUUUUCUUCAGAUGUGUACAUUUGGUGUAAAAUUGUUAUUUACCCUGCUACUGAAAGAGUGUACUGGCUACAUUCAAUUAUUUGCUUAGAUUGUUCCAGCCUCUGCUGAACUUCAUAUGUACAACCAGAUUAAUAAUUGGGUUAAAAUUUGUCUUAUUUUCAGGAUAGAGAGAAGGGGACACUUGUUAAGCUAUACUGAUAUCAAGGGUUAAAUAUAGCUCACAUUUACUUAAGUAAUGACAUCCGUGAUGCAGGCUUGUAGCUGUAACAUACUUCUUCUCAUUGCACAGUGCCUUCAGUAUGAAGUCUGUCGGCCUGGCCUGAGGAUCACGAGACCAUCUUUGACUACAAGUGAAAAUGUCACAUGACUUUAAAUUGUUAUUUCACAUGUAACAAGGUCAAAACAUUGCUUGACAAUGUACGUUCUGGCGAAGUUAUAAGUUCCAUGCGAAGACACCUGGAUGAGACUAUUAAUGCCUUAACAAGCUUCCGUGUGUGUCUCUCAGGCUCCAAAGGUCAAGCUUGUCUAGUGGUGGAAGUGUUAUAGAGUGAGUGUAGAGAGGGGCACGUGCGCUGUAAGGGGUAAACUGGCUGUCAGCUGUUCCUUAGUACCAUGAUAUAUACUGAGUAGGACUUUCCUUCCAACACUGGCUCAAACAUCACUUGGAUUUUGGCAUGGUAAAUGCACGUGUAUGUAGGCCAUAAAGGGUUCAGGGUCAGAAUUCAUCCAGGAGCAACAUGUAGCGCCAAAGAAUGUUUGUCAGGCCAAAUGAUGGUCAAAAUACACAUUAGCAAUACUUGUUACCUUUGUAUUGACUAAUCCUUUGAUACUGUCCCAUAUAUGUUAAGUGCUCUCUUUUAUAUUAUAAAGCGAGGUGUCAUAGCCAGUUUCAAAUAGAUUACUCCAACGUCAAACAACUAAUGUCUAUCUUGCUGACGGUCGUGGGUUCCCCCAGAGCCCGGUUUCCCCCCCACCAUAAUUCUGGCCAUCAUCUUGUAAGUGAAACAUUCUUGAAUACGAUGUGUAACACCGGUCAAAUAAACAAAUUAAUGUCUAUCUUGUAUAAACAGAAAGUAAUAAACUAGUUACAUGUAGCUAAUGUUUGACAUGGACACACUACCCGCUCAUAUGCACACACUACCCAUUGUCUCUUCUCCCUUACCAUAUGGUUUAUGUAGGUCUGUCAGCCACAUUCUUGCCCAGGGGUACGUCGCACAUCAAAGGUGGCAUAAAGUUUGUGUAAGGCCAAAUCACGCUUUAGAACCAUAUUUGCUGAUAGAUUCUCGGUCGUGUUAAAUCUAUAAUCAUGAACAGCAUGAUGAAAAGUGGGAUUUCACAUUACAUCAGUGGCAUCCCUCAAAAAUUCAAAGAAUUGGAAAUUUAGCAAUUACAUCGUCUGGGGAUUUCAACAUCACAGUGUUCAUUUCUGUGAUGUAUGGUGUCACUGUUCAAAUAGUGGAUGGUGAGUAGGAUGUUCUUGAUGGGUACAACCCGCCACCUGACCAGGUGAGAUGUCAUAGGUAAUCUGUGUUAUGUAAUCCCACAGACUUGUUCCAAUAGGUCCUCCGGUCAUAAAGGCUGCGCUGAGUUUCUGGUUGUCACACCAUAAAUCUAUUACUCAGUGUAAAAUUAUUUUGGUAGCUAAAACUGCGCAUGAACAAAACAUCUAGCCCCGGGAUCACAAAACACCGGAUCUUAGGCUUAGUCAAAAUUUCAAAUCAUUUUAAAACUGUUAUUUCUGAUGUAACCAGGUCAAAAUACUGCGCAACAACAUAAAUUUUGGGUAAGUUAUUGUACAACAAAUGUUAGCUAAAAUAACGGAAAGGAACAUACCAAAUUUAACAUUUAAAACUACAUAAGUCCAAGAUGGCUUUGGGAUCCUGGGGCUUGUUCACCUUUGAGCGGCAAAAUCCGCACCUAUUACAGCUGUAACAAGCAUGAAAGAUGUGGUUAAGAAUUAGACAGGAACUUUUUCUGUACAUCAUCACAUUUUGAAAUAAAUAAAUCCGCUCUUAAAUUUUUCAGUGCCUUAGCAAGGAAUACAAAAAACUCUUCACAAAAGUACGUCUCUUAAUUAUUGUUAUGAUAUAGGGGGUAAUUAGAUCAGGUGUUUUCAUAUCAAGAUUUAGAUGUCCAAAAACUGUCCAGAGAUUUAAUUCGUCAAUUACAUGUGUUGUAAUGAAGAAUAAAGCUUGUUUUUUC